AUGAACAUGGAGCUGAACUAUGGCCUUCUCAAGUCUCGCUCCUUCAAUCUCAAUACCGGAGGGCACAUCAGCGUCGGCAAUUGCCGCAAGUAUGGAGUCUCUGAUGACAUGGACUACGCCAAUAUGGCACUUGGAAACCCCUUCGACGAUACGGCCAUCGACAGGUCUCUCGAGCUGAGUAUUUUCGGCCAGUCUGGCAGUGAGUUCCACGCUAUUGACCUCGAUCCUGUCGACACCCUCAAUCCUGUCGGCUGUUCCGAGGAGGAGUGGCUCGACUCCCUGAUUCCAUCAGGUCUGAGUAUGGUGGACAAGAAUGAGCUGAUCCGCCUCCUACUUCCUCAGCAACAUGGGGGAAACGAGACUGUCCUGGGCCUGGCCAGCCCAACCCAGGUCACCCGGUACGAGCGUGCGGAGCCCACCGAGGAUGCCCCCAAUAUCGACAGCCUCACUAUCGAGAACUCGGCGGCCGUUUCUCCCUGCCAGUCUACCUCGGAUCUCUCUGAGAGCGACUUUAGGGGACGCAAGCAGAAGCUCCUCUGGGGGGAGAACGGCCUGCUGGGGCUUCCAGAGGAUGUCGCCUCGCGUGUUGCCCCUCGCAAGUCUGGGCUGAUCCGGGGAAUGACCAAGAAGCUGAAGCACCAGCUUGCAGAGAUUGUCGACGAAUCCAACAAAGGGUUCAUGCGCAAGUCGUCCUCUGCCAUGUCUCCUUCCGCGCCUGGGAGCUCAGCCGCCUCCCUCGUGACCUCCCUGGACACCACUACCCAGGCCAAGCUGUACUCGGAGCUUGAAGUCAUGAUUUGCAACGUCGCAAAUGGUUUCAUCCUCCAGCAGUACUACGAUGGGCGUGUCUCCCAGCACUCCAUCAACAAGGUCAAUGCGGCCUGGAACGCCAAGAACAACCACCACGUGGUUGAAUUCCGCUUUGACCAAGCGACCCAGCGAGACCUCAUCCUCGCCAACCGUCGCUGCAUGGAGUUCACCGGUGACGCCUCCCGGUUCCCGAUCCGUCUGCAGACCAACCUGCAGAAUUGGAAGAAGAUUGCUCACGAGAUGAGCAUCCGCACCUUCUGCUUGCCGGAUAGCGCGAUCCGCAAGCACUUCUUCGAUAUUCGCCAGAUCAUCGACAUGAUGGACCCCUCUCUGGAGACUCUUCGCGCCUUCCAAGAUCUCACUGCUUGGACCAACGACCAGAUGCUGGACAAGGAGACCGCCGCCCGCCGCCAGAGCGAGGCCCGCAGGAAGCGAGGCUUCUAA
Messenger RNA from Penicillium daleae, 1254 nucleotides. RefSeq lists its product as uncharacterized. The coding region runs from base 1 to 1254 and encodes 417 amino acids. NCBI's taxonomy places the organism in Eukaryota, Fungi, Ascomycota, Eurotiomycetes, Eurotiales, Aspergillaceae. The transcript has 4 exons. The record is from RefSeq and is a predicted model, not a curated record.